Maylandia zebra (zebra mbuna) is the source of this 1437-nucleotide messenger RNA. Lineage: Eukaryota; Metazoa; Chordata; Actinopteri; Cichliformes; Cichlidae. The record is from RefSeq and is a predicted model, not a curated record.
AAGCCAAAAACAACAGCAGCUCUUCAUCUGAUUGUGAUGGAACAAAUAACUCGACAUAAAAACAAUUUCUACACUGGUGGAAUCCAGUGUGCAUGCCAUGGUAAAAACAGAGAGACUGUUGGAGGCACACAGUCGGUUUAAUGUUUAAUUUUUUCUGACUCAGACAACUUCACCCCAGCCUAACAGAAAACAGAACUUGAACAAGUCACGCAACCACUUGCAGUUGUUUUUGUCUGUUGUUUUUCUUGUUUUAGUGAAUGUGAAAAUGGAAAAAAAGAUGAAGUGUGUGCUUAUAUUACUCCUCUGUUCUCCUGCUGCAUCUCCAGUAAAACACUCCCUGAAGUUUUUCUCCACUGAAACCUCUGGAGUCCAGAGUAUCCCAGAGUUUGUGGCUGGUGCACUUGUUGAUGAAGUUCAGAUAGGUGACUUCAACAGUGUAAGAGGAGCAGAGCUAAAGAAAGACUGGAUUAAAUUCUUUGAGGAUCAUCCUCAGCACCUGGAGUGGUAUAGUUUACAAUCUCAUGACAGUCAUCACUUCUUUAAGGCUACAAUUAAGACUUUGAGGCAACGUUUCAACCAAACUGAAGGUGUUCAUAUCAUCCAGAGGAUGAAUGGCUGUGAGUGGAAUAAUGAGACUGGUGAGAUUAAUGGGUUCAAUCUGUACAGUUAUGAUGGAGAAGACCUUCUAGCAUUGGACCUGCAGACACUGACAUGGAUCACUCCAAAACCACAGGCUGUCAUCACCAAACUGAGAUGGGAUGCUCAAAAAACUCGAUUAGAAUUAAACAAAAACUUUUUAGGCCAUCGGUGCCCUGAGUUUUUAAAGGAGUAUUUGCAGUAUGGCAGGAGCUUUCUGCAGACAGCAGUUCUUCCCUCAGUGUCGCUCCUCCAGAAGACUCCCUCCUCUCCAAUCAGUUGCCACGCUACAGGUUUCUAUCCUGACAGAGGUUUGAUGUUCUGGAGGAAAGAUGGAGAGGAGCUUCAUGAAGGUGUAGAUGCCGGAGAGAUCCUCCCCAACAAUGAUGGGACCUUCCAGUUGAGUGUUGAUUUGAAACUUUCAUCAGUCACACCUGAAGAUUGGCAGAGGUACGAUUGUGUGUUUCAGCUCUCUGGUGUGAACGAGGACAUGAUCACCAAACUGGACAAAACAGCGAUCAGGACCAACUGGAAAAAGCCCACUGACAUGGGAACCUUCAUCGCUGCUGCAGUGAUUGUUCUAGCUUUCACCAUCAUCACAGCUGUGACAUUUUUGACCUACAUAAAUAAAAAAUCUCUUGACGAUGGCUCUGAGCAGUCUGAGAGACUAAAUCCACAAAGCUGAGUGUCCUAAGAAGUUCUUCACUCCGCUCUCUGUAUGACUUUCCUCCAGCUGCUGCUGUCGCCUCAGUGUUUCAAAUACAUAUGUUAAAAACACCAGUGAAUCAAUUAAGCACAGGU